This is a messenger RNA of Carya illinoinensis, 733 nucleotides long. Its product is annotated as laccase-2-like. The record is from RefSeq and is a predicted model, not a curated record. Gene Ontology annotation, molecular function: copper ion binding; oxidoreductase activity. Lineage: Eukaryota; Viridiplantae; Streptophyta; Magnoliopsida; Fagales; Juglandaceae. The coding region runs from base 88 to 666 and encodes 192 amino acids. The transcript is spliced from 4 exons.
GCCAAGUUAAUUAAGGUUCUGGCUCUCUCUUUGUGUCUGGUCUUAAUUUCUCUCCAAGCUUGUCAAAGAUUUUGUCAACCAAGAAAAAUGGGUGCUUCUCUUCCAGCAUCAUCGACAUUAUUUGUUGUGGUUUUUUUCUUUGCCAUUAACUCUCUCUCGGUCUUUCCUGAGGUUUCUGUUGCAAAGCAUGCAGGCGUUACAAGGCACUACAAAUUUGAUAUAAGGUUGCAAAAUGUCACCCGAUUUUGCCAAUCAAAGAGCAUGGUGACAGUUAAUGGGAUGUUCCCCGGGCCUCAAGUUUUUGCCAAAGAAGGUGACAGAUUGGUAGUUAAGGUGGUCAAUCAUGUUCCAAACAACAUCAGCAUCCAUUGGCAUGGAAUCAGACAACUCAGGAGCGGAUGGUUUGAUGGGCCAUCAUAUAUAACACAAUGCCCUAUUCAAACUGGGCAGAGUUAUGUGUACAACUUCACCAUUGUUGGCCGAAAAGGAACUCUCUUCUGGCAUGCCCACAUCUCAUGGCUUAGAGCUACCGUCUACGGACUCCUUAUCAUCCUCCCCAAGCGGAAUGCAUCCUACCCUUUUGCCAAACCACACAAGGAGGUCCCCAUCAUGUUUGGAGAGUGGUGGAAUGUUGAUCCAGAGGCAGUUAUCAGCCAGGCUCUUUAGACUGGAGCCGGUUCAAAUAUUUCCGAUGCCUACUCCAUUAAUGGACUACCCGGACCUUUGUACAAUU